AUGAAUUAUCAAUCACUUAUAAUUCUUAGCAAAUUGAUGAAAACUUCACCGACAAAAGCUACGAUUAACGGAGACAGGAAAACAAUGAUUAUUUUUGAUCAGACUAUAACCUCGAUAGUAAAUGAUAGUCAAGGGAUGAUGCAGAUUAGAGAUUGGGAACAAGAAAUCAUUGACUCGUUAAACGACUGGCAAGAAGACGAUGCAGACAAUGCACAAUGA
Molecule: messenger RNA, 219 nt
Organism: Scutellospora calospora
Lineage: Eukaryota; Fungi; Glomeromycota; Glomeromycetes; Diversisporales; Gigasporaceae
Source: the annotation of a GenBank genome assembly